UUUCCCUUUGUGACGUUCCUGGUCACCUUCUGGACCGCCCCUAUAAUCCUGGCCUCUUCCCUGCCCAGCUCCCGGGGUAGAAUUGUUUGCUCAACGAGUCCCGCUGCUUGCUUACCUGCCUCUGGAACCAUGGCCUUCGUCACUCGGCAGUUUGUGCGCUCCAUGGCUUCCUCUUCCUCGGCCACUGGCCCCGCGGCCACAGCCAAGAAGAUCCUCAUCAAGCACGUGACUGUGAUUGGAGCUGGGCUCAUGGGAGCGGGGAUAACGCAGGUUGCUGCAGCCACUGGACACACGGUUGUGUUAGUGGACCAGUCAGAAGAGAUCCUGGCCAAGUCCAAAAAAGGAAUCGAAGAAAGCCUCCGGAGAGUGGCCAAAAAGAAGUUUGCAGAGAAGCCUCAGGAUGGUGAUGAAUUUAUUAAGAAGACCAUGGGCAAUAUAUCAUUGACUACCGAUGCAGCUUCUGUGGUCCACAGCACUGACUUGGUGAUAGAAGCCAUCGUAGAGAACCUGAAAGUGAAAAAUGAGCUUUUCCAGACCCUGGAUAAAUUUGCAGCAGAACACACAAUCUUUGCCAGCAAUACUUCCUCUUUGCAAAUCACAAACAUAGCCAAUUCUACCACCAGGCAAGACCGAUUUGCAGGGCUCCAUUUCUUCAACCCUGUGCCCAUGAUGAAGCUGGUUGAGGUCAUCAAGACACCAAUGACCAGCCAGAAAACAUUCGAAUCUCUGUUAGACUUUUCCAAAGCUGUGGGAAAGAGUCCAGUAUCUUGCAAGGAUAACCCUGGAUUUAUUGUAAACCGUCUUCUUAUACCAUAUCUUAUAGAAGCAAUCAGAAUGUAUGAAAGAGGGGAUGCAUCGAAAGAAGAUAUUGAUAUAGCCAUGAAGUUGGGAGCUGGUUACCCCAUGGGUCCAUUUGAACUCCUGGACUAUGUUGGGUUAGAUACCACAAAGUUCAUCUUGGAUGGAUGGCAUAAAAUGGAUAUGAAAAACCCAUUAUUCCAGCCUUGCCAAAUACUUGGUAAACUGGUGGAAGACAAUAAGUUGGGCAAGAAGACAGGAGAAGGAUUUUACAAAUACAAGUGAUCCCUUCGAUCUCUGGAGUGGGAGGAAGUCUGUCAGCAGGUACCAGUUGGCCAUCUCAAGAGUCCGGUGGGAAUGCUGUUUGGUUAGAAGUUCCCUCACUCAGCCAAGCCUUAUCUCUGCAGUUUGAUCCUUACCUGUCUGAAGUUAAUUUUUUGCACUUAUUAUAUAAUAACAAAUUUCUCCAUUUGAGAACUAAUUUUUUUUUAGGCUGUUCCUUUCUAUUUUUCUAUAUGCUUUAUGCCCUUUGUGCCUUGGUUCAAGUGAUGCCUUGGAAUCUAUCCAUUUUCUUGCAAAAUCAUGUAAUUUAAAAAGAAAGCAACACCAAAAAGAAUGUCCUCUCCUUUGGGGGAGAGAGGGUAUGCAUGUACCAUUGGUAUCUUGUGUGCUGUUUUUUAAGAAAAGCAGUGCUCAUUCUCAUCCAGCAGGUGGCAUUGGGUACUUGACCUUUUAGGAGACCAUGUACAAUGACUUUGUAAAUGAUUUUACCUGCUCUUUAACUUCUCCAUGUUCCUAGCAUCCUUUCAGCCAAUCUGACUCAACAUUGAAGUUUAUUAAACACUAUUAUUAUUCAGAAGAAAGACAAUCUGGUGAGCUUCCAUUUAAUGGAGAAUUGGUAUUAUUUUAAGGGAUUGUCUAAUUAUUCAUUUUAUUCCUCCAACUCUUUUGGAAGUCACUGUACAGAUUGGAUUUAAUUAAAAUGGGUACUUGUUUUUGUUCUUCAAUUUCAUAAGCUCAAGUAAUAUUAAAAGCACAGUGUGGUACUUUAAGACAAACUUUCUGUGCUUGAAUUAAUUUCUUCCCUCCCCCCCCCCCCCCGAAUUAGCAUGAGGGGAGGGGUUUGCGGCAAAGGAAAUAAUCUUGGUCCAAAUUUUCGGAGGUUCCUUUUCCCCCUGUUAACGGUACAGUAUGAAAAGAAAUCUCUGACUAAGAUGUGGUCAUAAUGAUAUCAAUUUCUUGAGUUAAAGGAAUCUAGGCGUCUUUUAAUCAUUGUUUGAAAAGGUAUCUUCAAAGGUAGAGUCAUGAAGUGUCAGGAUUGGAAAGGACCUUAGACAUUGCCUAGCCCAAUCCUUCAUUUUAAGUGAUGUGACCAAGGUCACAUAUCUGAGCUGGGAAUUAAAUGUCCCUAGUGGUAAGGCGCAAGAUAGAAUACUGGGAUAAAACUGGAAGGAAAAAAACUCUCAAGGCUAGAGCUAGAAUUUUCCCCCCAAAAGCCCCUGUUGGGUUAUAUAUUGGGUUAAAACUUCAAUGCUAGAGAAAUGGGAGAAAGGAAAGGAACUUUUUUCUCUAUUCACACAUUAGCAAAAAAGAAAUUCUUUCAAAUAAAACUAAAAUGAGCAGUGCCUAUGUUUUUAUGCACACAUAUCAAUCUUAAUUAUAUAUGGGUAUAUAUAUAUAUAUAUAUAUAUAUCAUAUCAUAUCAUUUGAUGAAUGUGGACUCAGAAAGUCUAAAUAAAAAUCGAGGCUUCUCUGAACAUUUUUAUAAAAUGUUUCCUAAGAAAACAAAGGAAGCACCUGUAUAGCAGCUCCUAUUUCCAUUAAAUAAAGGUUAACCAUGUGGUCUAACAA
Molecule: messenger RNA, 2649 nt
Organism: Monodelphis domestica (gray short-tailed opossum)
Lineage: Eukaryota; Metazoa; Chordata; Mammalia; Didelphimorphia; Didelphidae
Gene: HADH
Product: hydroxyacyl-CoA dehydrogenase
Biological process (GO): fatty acid beta-oxidation
Cellular component (GO): mitochondrion
Molecular function (GO): NAD+ binding; (3S)-3-hydroxyacyl-CoA dehydrogenase (NAD+) activity
Source: RefSeq, a predicted model, not a curated record